AUGUCUACAAAUGCUCUUAACGAUCACCAUGUCCCAGCCCAAGGUAAUUACAUGAGUGAACAAGAAGCAAAUACUUUGAUAAAAAAGUAUGACAAGAAUGGUGAUUCAAUCCUGACCAAAGAUGAGCUAACUGCUUUGAUCAUGGAGCAAGCUGCUUCUCACCAUCACCAACAAGUUAAGCCUCAAAAGGUUGAACCUAAGAAGGUUCCUGAUGAGAAGGCCUCUGGUGGGCCAUACAAGAUGAGGCUUAGUAGAGAUGAAAUGAGGGAGAUUUUCUUAGAGCACGAUAUUGAUGGUGAUGGUCAUCUCACUAGAAGUGAGCUAAUAAAAGCUUUUAACAUGUGUGGUUCCUUGAAUUCAUUUAGUAAAGCUAACUAUGCUUUGAAUUUGGCUGAUGCUGAUGGAGAUAACUAUAUCAGUAUGGAUGAACUUGAAAAAGUUCUUGAUUAUGCUGACAGAGUAAUCAACAGGCCCAAGAAAUGA
This is a messenger RNA of Cucumis melo (muskmelon), 483 nucleotides long. RefSeq lists its product as uncharacterized. The transcript has a single exon. Gene Ontology annotation, cellular component: endoplasmic reticulum. Gene Ontology annotation, molecular function: calcium ion binding. Bases 1 to 483 code for a protein of 160 amino acids. The record is from RefSeq and is a predicted model, not a curated record. Lineage: Eukaryota; Viridiplantae; Streptophyta; Magnoliopsida; Cucurbitales; Cucurbitaceae.